GUGAGCUGAAUGUGGAUUGUAAAACAAUGAAAAAGUGACAAAUAGUGUUUACAUUUGUUUUCUAAUUUGUUUUAAAGUUAUAAUUUUUAAUAUAACGCAGAAUAAGAGUGUGUGUAAAUUUGAUUAAAAGUGUAAGCAAAUAAAAAAAUAACACAUAAUUAUGUAUAAUGUACCACAUAAGUAUCGCCAAGUUUGUCGAUUGUGCCUCACUUUGGUUAAUGAGUGCGAUAUCGGAGAUCUACAAAUUUAUAAUAGUGAGACAAGCGCAAAUGAAACAGUUGGCAGUAGCCAACACCAAUUAUAUGUUAAUCAGUGCAAUAUAAAUGAGAAUGCAUCGAAUUCGAAUUCGAAAUGUGUAUGCAAUGCAUUGGACCCAAAUCCAAAUACAUGUUGCUGCCAAUGUGAUAACUCGUUAUCAGCAGUGCAAAGCAAUAAUCCAAAUCCAAAACCGAAUCCUCAACAUAAAAAUACAAAUAAAAACAAUUAUACACCGAGUGUGCCUUCUGCUAUUGCCAACCCGCCCUGCAAAAUUGACAACAACAAUAUUAUGUAUGCACGCAUGUUUUCCAAUCAAUCGGAAAAUGAAGUAAUAAUAACGAGCGAAGCAACAAAUCCAAUUGGCCAGGAGCAGCAACAACAAUUUAUACACAACAACAACAACAACAAGAAGCAGCAGCAACAUGAUAUUGUUCUUUACGAUAAUGCCACUAAGUCAUCAUCAGCAACAAAACAUCAUGUAUUUCAUGAUAUCGGCGAAAAUACUUCAAGCAACGAAAAUUACAAUCAAGAGCAUAAAGAUGAUUCAUCACCGCACAUUACAAUUCAGAUAUUCAACUGUCUCUCUAUUAAGCCAUUACCGAAUGAUGGAUUCCCUACAGUUAUCUGCCGUGAGUGUCGUACAAAGCUUGAAUCGUUUUGGAAGUUUCGCAACAUGGCGUUGAAUUCACAUUUGGCAUUAAGAGAAUUUUUAACAAUAUCGGAAUCGUCGAAGCUUGAUACAAAUCAUUUGGAAUCAAAACUUGAUGAAAUUUUAAAGUCCACAUCCGAGGCAAUAGCGGCAAAGGCACUGACUGAACUAAGCAAAUCUUCAAAAACCAGAUAUAGCCAACGGCAACCAAAACUUGAUGGUCCUUUAAAUUCAGCAAAGAAUCUGGAGCGACAUAUGGAGAAUAACAUAAGAGACAUUCAGACGCCUUUAAUGUAUUCAAACUUAUUUGAAAGUCCAUCCCAAUCACAAACAUCCAGUAAUGCUAUUGAAAGAGAGCCGAUGAAGAUUCAAGAUUCAAAUCUAAUGACAGCGCGAACAGCAACAAUUAAAACUGAGAAAUAUUUUGAAUUAGAUAACGGUACGGCGAUGAAUUCAAAAGAUCCAGAUGUUGAGCAAUAUAAAAGCUUGCAACAGCAAUUAGAGACUGCCGCAGUGCUUAUGGAUAUAAGUAAAAAGAUUGUCAUUUCACCACCAUGCUCGAAUCCCCAAUCUCCUUGUCUCUCUGCAAUUGUAGAUACAAGUAUUAAAAGUUCUGUGAUAAAAUCAAAACGUCCAUCAAUCGAUAAUGAGAUGCAAGAUAGUGUUGAAAUCGACUUGUCCGUGAAAAAGAAGAAAAUUGAAUAUUCCACUGAACGGAAUGUUGUAGCUCCAACAACAGCAACAACAAUAGCCACAAUAGCAACAACAGCAACAACACGUAACACAUUUGGUCAACCUCCAAUACUUGAUAUCCAGGCGAAUCCUAUAAGGAUUGGCGAUGGCGAUCCUAAAAAUUAUAGUAUUACUAUUAAUGAUGUUGGCUCGUCUGGAUACCAAUUGAACACUAAAAAACUGAAUACCGAAAGUAUUGCUACCACUUGUCUAUCGGACUCUGAGGACAGCUCUGAUUCGAAUAAACUAGAAAUGGAUAUUGCAUCUGCUAUGAACGAUCGAAAGACUCCGGAGAGCGUUAAUUCUGAUCAUGCAACAGAUGCGGCGACGACACAACUUUGGCAAGCAUUGGCACGAUCCGCUGCAAAAAACAAAGAGGAAAGUCGAGCAUCGCAAUUAUUGCGAAACAUGAUGAAUCAAACUUUUGUAUUUCCUGUGCCGUCGACCAUAGCAUUGACAAAAGUACCUGAAGAACCAUUACCACUAUUAAAGGAUAUGUCUGAAUCUCAAUCGAGUGUUGUCAAAAUAUGUAGAAGAAAGCAAAGUUUUCCUACAAAAACAGAUUGCAUCGAGUCUCCAGAUAUUAAGGUGACCGAUACUUUCGUUCGUUCCGAAAGUGUAUCAAAUACAUUGACAGAAGGAAUCAAAGACAAAAAGAGCUUAAAAUGCAACAGCACAAGUGCUCUGUCUACAUCACAGAAGGACAUGUCUUGCUCGAAUUGUGGAACCUUAACAACAACAAUUUGGCGACGUAGUGUCAGAGGUGAAAUGGUUUGUAAUGCUUGCGGAUUGUACUUUAAGCUACAUGGCGUUAAUCGACCCCAUUCAAUGAGACGCGAUACCAUCCAUACUCGGCGCAGGCGUCCAAAAGAAUGUGAGAAAUCGAAGAAAAGAAACCGACAAUUACCCUGCAAUUCGGCGGUAGAGUAUGAAACGCAUAACAUCAGUAGUCCCGUUGAAUGCAAGAAACUGGAUUUAUCAAUAAAUCAGGAAACACUCAGUAUUUCAGAUCUAGUAUUUAACAAAUACAAAUCGGAAUUAUCUGAAACAGGAGGAGCGGCAGCAACACUAAAAGAUGUUAUUUUAAAACGAAAAAAAUCACAAUCUUUGCCUGAGUUUAAUGAUACCUGCGAAGGCGAGGAACUAUCUGUACCUCUUAACCUUGUUUCCAGUGAAAAUAAUGCAAAGUUAACAUACAACGCCAAAUAAAAAAGAAAUCAAGUAAUCAAGCCUUCAAGCGCACACAAUUUUAUUUAUGAACUCAAAACCAACAACAAAUAGAAAACAACAAAAUAAAAUUUAAACACUAAUAUAAAUAUAAAUAUACAUAUAUAAAUUCAAAUUUAUAUAUAUGUAUAUAUUAAAAUCUAUAUAUACACGUAGAGUGUCACACACGAUAUAUACUUACAUAUGUAUAUAUAUACAUAUAUACUCAUACUCAUAUUAAUUUGUAUUCUUAGAAACUAAUACCAAAAUACUAAAAAAAAAACUCGGUUCAAAGUUUUAAUUUUAUGGUGUGAAAUAAAUUAACUUAAGCACGGACAGAAUUACUUAAUGCUUUUUAUAAAUAAAAUAAAAAUUUAAGCAAUUAAAGAGAUAUUGAUAUUUAUUGAAAUACAUGCUUCAGUAUUUUUAACAUUUAAUGACACACUUAAGUAGCUUGGCAUUAUAAAACGACACCAUCGACAAAACUAUAUUAUCACAAACCAAAUGCACUCAUUUCAGCAUUCUAAUCAAA
This is a messenger RNA of Drosophila innubila, 3377 nucleotides long. RefSeq lists its product as uncharacterized. Gene Ontology annotation, cellular component: nucleus. The coding region runs from base 161 to 2848 and encodes 895 amino acids. NCBI's taxonomy places the organism in Eukaryota, Metazoa, Arthropoda, Insecta, Diptera, Drosophilidae. Gene Ontology annotation, molecular function: RNA polymerase II cis-regulatory region sequence-specific DNA binding; DNA-binding transcription factor activity, RNA polymerase II-specific; zinc ion binding. The record is from RefSeq and is a predicted model, not a curated record. The transcript has 8 exons. Gene Ontology annotation, biological process: negative regulation of transcription by RNA polymerase II; positive regulation of transcription by RNA polymerase II; cell fate commitment.